Molecule: messenger RNA, 4238 nt
Organism: Sceloporus undulatus (fence lizard)
Lineage: Eukaryota; Metazoa; Chordata; Lepidosauria; Squamata; Phrynosomatidae
Gene: TOLLIP
Product: toll interacting protein
Exons: 6
Coding region: 1-744 (247 amino acids)
Biological process (GO): ubiquitin-dependent protein catabolic process
Cellular component (GO): cytoplasm
Molecular function (GO): ubiquitin conjugating enzyme binding; ubiquitin binding
Source: RefSeq, a predicted model, not a curated record
AUGGAUGCUCAAGAGCCUCAACAAUUACAAUAUGGCGGCGCAAUGGGUACUGUUGGAGACCUGAGUAUCACUGUAGUGCAGGCAAAAUUAGCAAAGAACUAUGGUAUGACACGCAUGGAUCCAUACUGCAGAAUACGACUUGGCUAUGCUGUCUAUGAAACUCCCACAGCUCACAAUGGAGCCAAAAAUCCUCGAUGGAACAAAGUUAUUCAGUGCACUGUUCCCCCUGGAGUGGAUUCUUUCUACCUUGAAAUAUUUGAUGAGAGAGCCUUUUCAAUGGAUGAUCGUAUUGCUUGGACUCACAUUACUAUUCCUGAAUCACUGAAACAAGGGAAAGUAGAAGAUGAGUGGUAUAGUCUGAGCGGAAAGCAGGGAGAUGACAAAGAAGGAAUGAUUAAUUUGGUUAUGUCAUAUACGUCCUUACCAGCUGCCAUGAUGAUGCAGCCCCAGCCAGUGGUCCUGAUGCCCACAGUGUAUCAGCAAGGAGUUGGAUAUGUGCCUAUAACAGGGCUUGAAUACUUUGCUCUGGGAAUGCCUGCUGUUUGUAACCCAGGCAUGGUCCCUGUGACAAUUCCGCCUCCCGCAGUCAACCCUCAGCAUGUCUGUAAUGAAGAGGAUCUAAAAUCUAUCCAGGACAUGUUCCCCAACAUGGACAGAGAAGUAAUCCGUUCAGUACUAGAAGCCCAGAGAGGGAACAAGGAUGCUGCUAUCAAUUCCUUGCUUCAAAUUGCAGAAGAAUCUUAGAUCCUUCUGCACAUUCCCCAUGUUCACUGUUAUCUUUACUUUUGAUUUUGCCAAGCCAGGGAUUUAGCUAGAGGAAGAACUUUCUGAGAAAGUAUCUGAAGAGUUUUUUCUUUUUUUUCUUUGAUGGUGAUGGUGGUUGUUGGGACACUUACACAUCUGUUUUUACAUAUGAUUUAUGAAAACCUCAGCCCUUUUUAUGAAAUAUCAGUUCUGCCAUGUAUGGCUGCAUUUCUGUGAGAGGCGGAGUUGGGGUUUCUUUGCUGCUCCCCCUUUUUUGUGUUUCUGGGAAACACACAAGCAUAUACAUCUAGUUUUCAGCACUAUGCAUUUUGCAGAUAAAGGGGAGGAUGUAGGUAGUGGGAUGAUGGGUGACUGCUGUUCCAUAGAGUGUUUUUAAGAGAAGUAAUUUCUGCCCCUUUCUGUGAGACACAAGGAGUUAUUCCACAGUACCUUUUUUUAGUAAACCUUGGACAGUGCAGCAGUUCAUAACACUUCCUAAGGUAGACAAACCGGCAUUUUUCUAAUUUUUGCAAUCAUUCUAGAGAAAGUUUCUUUUUAUCAUCUUGUUAAUUGGGCAUGAAUGCAAUAUAUUUGUUUGGUUCUUUUGAUGAAGAGAUAGUGGUUCUUGUCUGAGAUGUUGUUCUGCUUCUGAAAUCUACAGUCACUUAUUUCUCAGGAUAGAGCAGCAUACUCUUGAGAGACAAAAUUGUAGCUUAUUGUGCUCUUUUGUUUACCUGUAUUGGUCUUGCUUCUAUAUAGGUGAGCUGUUUAAAAAGGUGAAAACAGAGGUAUGACAUACUGAAAAACUUGACAUCUUGGUUUAAUAAUCAUGCUUCCUGGUUAUCAGUCAUCAUAAAAUAAUGUUUUGAGAAGAAAUUGGCUUCAUUUUUUUUCCCGUUUUUAGGCACGAUUUUCAAUUUUUUAGUAGAAUAUACACUGUAAUUCAUUGCAUGCCCAGUGACUUCUUUCCAUCAGAGCUGAACCUUACAAAACAAUCCAUUGUUCCAAAUGAGACAAACCAAACUUAAAUACAAUCCCAAUAGAUAGGAAGAUAAGCAUUGUACAUAUUCAUUGUGUAUUGUUAGAUCUGUAGAACUUUGGAACAUAAUACAUUUUAUAUUUGUUUAAUCAAUUUGUUUUUCUUUGUUUUUUAAAAAAGUAAAGUAAUGCACUUUAAUAUGCACAUUUUUCUUACUAUGUGCAGUUUGGCAUUUUGAUCAUUUUAAAACAUUUUAAAUACCUUAUAUUAUUGUUAGCCGUACUUUGUCCUUCCUCAGGUGUUUGAACACAAUAUAGGCUUUCAAAUUGGCUGUGAAUUUUAUUAUUUUGAAAGGAAGCGCUCAUGUUUUUUCAACUUCAUUUAUUUUUGCUCCUUUCUCUGAAGCAUUUUAAAAAGUACUCCACUAAAAAAUUUAGUCCACUAAAAUUACUUUUAUCAUAUCCUCAUAAAUAUUCCUGGUAUAGCCAGCUAUAGUUAAAAUAUUUAUUUUUUUAAUAAUUAAAGUAUAGGUAGGAAAAUAAUUUUUAAAUACUGUACCAAAAAGUAUGUGUUUUCCUUUUACCAUUUGUUACUUAAAAUAUAACUGUCCUACUUUGGUUAGCAGACCUGCAAGUGCUAGUUUUUCCUCUCCCCUCCCCUCUCCUUCUGUUUCUUUUAAAAUUCAUAGAUAACAAUACAUGGCAAUGUAUUUUUAGAGUAUACUCUAGAACACAGAUGGUGAGCACAUGGCACUCAGCUUACUGUUGGAAUGUGAUUCCCAUGAUAUCUCACCAUUGGCUGUGCUGGCUAGGGCUAUUCUGAGUUGCAGUCCAAAACCAUCUGGAGGGCUAUAUAUUCCCUACAGCUGUUCCAGAACCAAUCUUUGUCCAUCAGAAAAUUAGAUUAUUUUGGAUUCUUUUUCAUACCUUGCAGUACUUCCAGAUUGGCAUGUUAAUGAAUAUUAGACCUUUGUAAGUAGCAUCAUAGCACAGUUAAUUCCUGUGAUAUAUGUGAACGUUAGAUCUUUAAACAUAAUGUUGCUCAGAAGUGUUCAGUGAAAAUGGCAAUUGAUUCUUUAGAAAAAGAUGGACCAUUUCGCUGGAAUAAAGUGAGCUGCAUUACUGUGCACACAUUUCUAGAUAUUUGAGUUUAUUCUGAAGUAACCAUCAGACAUAAUUUUAAAGGCUUUCUUAUAGCUUAGGGAUGGCAUUUAAUUGUACAUGUGAAGCUUUUGGAGCUCAAUUAUAAACAUGAUUAAUGAUAUCUGGAGUUUAUUCCCCUGGCAGCAGUUACCCCAAGCAAUGUUUGGCUCAAAAUACUCCCAGUGGUGGAAAUCACAGCAGGUGAUUUUUUAAAAAACUGAAGUAGCCCCUAGUGUCAUCUGCCUCUCUAUUCUGACUGGACCUUCAACUUUCCAAAGCAUGUGUUGUGUGGAAAGCUCAAGUAGCCUUUACAUUAAGAGGAGGUUAAGUUGGAUCCAACCGAAAACCAUUGAGAAUGCCCUUUCAUGUAAGAUAGACCUAGAAACAGGAAAAUUCAAACUAAAUUCCAUUUCCUGAAGGUCCCAACAAUACAGAGCUUGUAGAAGACCCUAGGAGUAUAAAUAGUAGUUCUUCAUUUUUAUAUUUUAAAACUGAAAGAGCUUUCAUAGAUUACUAGUAGCUACUAUAAUAAAAUAUUUCACUGUUAAUAUUAUUUCACUAUUAAUAUUUUUCUGUCAUAAUAGCAAUGCACUAUCAAUAUUAAAUUAGUAUUCAUUUUUAAUGACUACUAUGUAUUUGUCAUUAAAAAGGAAAAGGGGUAAUUGCAAGCAUGACUGUAGUUGUAUGCAUAUCUUGAUUUUAUAUUUUACUGUUGUCAACCGCCCGGAUUGGUUUGCCAUAGGGCGGUAUACAAAUAAAUAUUAUUAUUAUAUUAUUAUUGAUAGCUGCCCAGAUGAAGCCUGAUCCUGCAAACAGUUUUGGAAGUUAUCCCUAUGAAUUUCAAAAACACUUGCAUCCAGUUAAUUGUGAAUAACACUGGGGCACAUAUUUCUGAUGCGCAGAACAGAAAAUGCGCUAGACACCUGUCAGUUAAAGUAAAUGUUGUGCAGUGCACAACUCUUAAUACUGUUUUUUCAUAUGCUCCAUUUAACAAAAUGUCAUCUUCAGCUUUGUACAUCCCUUACUGCCUCCCUCCACAGUCCAGCUGAGGUUUGUGCUGGUGUUGGUAUUAAUUUCAAACCUGCCAAGAGCCUGUGAAUUGUAAAGUGCAGGAAUAUUUUUGUCUAGCUAGAUGCUUGCUACCUUCUUUACUGCCAUUUGAGUGUGUGCUGAUGGUUCCAAGUGUUCCCUUUACUGAUAUAAUUGCUUGUCUUGGCUGACCUGUAAUACUGUAUAGAGAAUGUUUUGCUGUAAUAAUUCUGAAGACAUUGUUUUUUUACUGUAUUGAGGUCUAUAUGUUUGUCUCUUGCAUUGUAAGGUCUUUCUUUCUCAUUCUAUCUAAUUUAAUAAAUGUAUACCAAAUAAUGAUGAAA